AUGGCUGCCAACCUGCAAUCCACGGAUUUCAGAGAAACUUUUAUAGAAAAAUUGCAGCGCGAAAACAUUGGCGAAUAUCGCUCGAUUCGCCUCGAUGAAUGGAAGGAAGGAGACAAGGUUCAUCGCAAUUGGACGUACAUCAAUUGUUCGCCACUCGAAGGCUCCGGUCUCGUUAAUGCAUCAUCCACCAAACGGGCCCAAAGUGCUCAAUCAUUGAUGAAGACUGGCGAUAGAAGUGAUCCACCAUCGCCAGUUGUGCGCAAGCGAAAGCAGGAACGUAUCUUGGAAGAGGAGCAGUUCGAGAUUAAUGAAGAGCUCAAGCGUCAGAAGGAACGCCUCAGCAAGGAAGAUGAAAGGGAGAAGCGGAAGCAGGAACAGACGUUGAAACAGGAGGAGCUUGAGAUUCAAAAGGAAGUUAAGGACCAAAUGGGGCGUCUUGAGAAGACUAUGAAAGGAGGAGAUGCACUCGACCGGAAGCAAGAACGGAUCUUGAAACAGGAACAACUCGAGAUUGAUGCGGAUCUCAAACGCCAAAAGGAACGUCUUAGCAAGGAAUUACUUAAGGAAGGAAUUACCAGCAAGCCAAGGAACCUCAAGGAAUUAUCGCCGCGUCAAUUGCAAGGGCAAUCAACUGGACGCCAAGAGUUUAAGCAAAAAGUCAACGCCGUCGAGCAUAUCACCAAUUUGGUGAAUGAGGAUCCGGAGGCACGGCGCCUUUGGAUGGAUAUGGUGAACAAUGUGCGUGAUGCGACCAACAAUUUGCGUUAUUGUCAGAAGAACAUUGGCGAGAAGCGGCUGCCUGGUGUGAACGAGGGAUGGGAGCAAAUGGAAGAAAUUUGCCUUGCAGUGGAUCAGUUGACACACGUGGUGAUUCGGAAGAAG
Molecule: messenger RNA, 882 nt
Organism: Mesorhabditis belari
Lineage: Eukaryota; Metazoa; Nematoda; Chromadorea; Rhabditida; Rhabditidae
Source: the annotation of a GenBank genome assembly